AUGAAGAAUGUAACCAACACAGAGGCACCCUGCAAGGAAAGGGGCGUGGGAGAUACAGACAAGCCGUGCCCGGGGCAGCAGAGGGACGCGGCAAAAAGGCAGCGGUGGGCCCGGGCGCUGUCCGUGGUGCUGAUCAGUCGCCGCUCCCUCGCUCGCCAGCUCGUCGGCAGGUUUCCCAGGUUCCCCUUCCAGCUCCGCGAGUUGGGCUGCCCGCUAGGGUCCUCCGGCCCGGCUUCCCGACCUCUCCGGGUUCCCGGGGUUCCCCCGCCCCUGCCCCGCCCACGGACCCUCCCCGCCAGCCCCAGGUCCCACCCUUCCCCCCUUAUCUUUCCCGCCCCCCCGCCCCCCUCCAGCUCGUUCGCCAGUUUCGGUCACGUUGCUGGGUGUUUACGCCUCGAGCCCGCCCCAGACCCCCGCCGCGGCGCCCCGGAGCCCCGCAGAUCCUCGGCCCGGCCGCCCUGCAGCCUCGCGGCCGUGGAUGGCACCGCAGCCGGGGCGGGCGCUGCGGAAACCCGGGCGCAGCUAGCGCGGGGGCAGAGCGCCUCCCCCACCCGGCCCGGCCUGGACCCGGGGCCUCGCGGGCGGGCCGCUCCCGCAGGUCCCAAAGGUGGGGCCCAGGCCUGGGCUGCCAUGGAUACCGUGUCCCUGGAGCAUCAGAUCCAGAGCGUGCAAAGGCACAUCAGCUUCCUGAAAAAGGAGCAGGUGGCCCUGUUGCGAGACCUGCACCUGGAAAUCCUAAGGCUGCAGAAACGCUGCUCAGAACUGACCCAUGACCUGGAGAUGAGAGAGGCCCAAUCUCAGCAGCAAGAGGAGGCGUCCCGGGAGCUGGAGAGCAAGUGCCGCGCGCUGGAGUCGCAGCUGGCGGCUCGGGCCGCGGCCAACGCCGAGCUGCGGCGGGAGGUGGCGCAGCGCGAGGCGCUGGUGUCUGCGCUGCGCUGCAGCCUGCGCUCCGAGGAGCGCCGCUUCCUGGAGGAGCUGCGUCGCCGCAGCCACCGUGCCACCGUCCUGGGCACGGAGCUGCAGAAGCACACGGAAGCGGCCGCCUACUUGUCCUGCCAGCUGCACGCUGCGCGACAGAGACUGCAGGCCCCGCGCUCGAGCCCCGGUGCCGCCGCCGAGGCCCGGCCCCGCCGACGCGCACAGCGGGCCCGCCGCCCGCCCGAGGCCGCCGCCAAGGCCCCCAGCCGGGACUGGGCCUCCUGGGACCGCGCAGCCAGCGGCCUGGACGACGUCGACCCCAUGCCUGACCCUGCGCUCUUCCUAUACGCCCGGCGGCCCCCUCGGCCCAGUGCCCGCGGCCCGCUCCAGCCGCUGCCCCAGGAGCCCCCGGACCAGGGCGGCGCGUCGCCUGCCGUAUCCAGCCCGACCGGCGCUUCCGGGGGCCUGGAGUAGGCGCGGGGCUAAGGGGCCCCUGCGGGCGGGACCCGGGGACUGAGGCCACCCGCCCCGGCCCCCGGCCCCUCUAGCUGCCCCUGCCUUUUGUAUUUCCCAACAUUUCCGAAGCUUCGAGCUCUCCCUUCCCACGAGGCAGCUCCUCCGAGAAGGCUGAGCGGUUGCACCUUUUUUGCGAAGGACUCACAGGACUGAUCCUGACCUGGUCCCCACCUGGCCACUGGGUAGGGGGGGCCGGGAUCAAGCUCUGCCCCGGGAAAGCUGACAGUCCUUUGGGAGGGAGGAGAAAGGCUGGCCUACAGGAAGGAAUGUAGAGUCCACUUGGCACCCCUAGGCUUCCAGCUUCCCUGCCUUGCACCUCCAGUCCUGCCGAGCCUUCUUCCUCCCCGGAGAGGCCCGGCUCAGGCUGGUCCUUUACUCGGGAAAUGCUGUUCCCAGACCCACUCCCAUCGAAGUCCUUGCAGGUGAGCACGGAACACUUUAGAGGCUGCAUCCUCCCAGAAUCCCUGGUGGGGCAAGUGUGGCUUGACGGAAGUUGAACUUGUGGAGGGCAGCACUCAUUAGACCCUUAGGGUUAUGGAAUGGUUUUGGUGGCAGGACAUGCAGGAAUUGGGAGGACAGGAACUGUCCUGGGGCAUCGAGGUGGGAUGGAGGCAUGUGGAAGGGCAAGGACUGCCUUUCCCCUCCUGGAGGCUUCCCUGGGAGUCUGCCUCCUCUGGUUACUGGUGCUAAUCUUGCCCAGCUUCCUAAGCAGCUGGCCGCACCCCGAAGCUGAAAGGAGGGCCUAGCUUCUUGGAAGUGGCGGCUGUUGAUAGAAGUUUGGGUUUGCUGAGGGAUGGGGAAAACAUCAGGAGACAGGUGAGUCCCGGCCUGGCUCCCUCCAGGAAUGCCUCCAAGCCUAUCCAAACCUGGUAGUGGCCGGAUAUUUCUGUGGCUCCCUGUCUCCAUUGGGGAAUGGUGACAACGAAAGCAGAACCCCCCUACACACACACACACACACACACACACACACACACACACACACACGAUCCUCUUUUUGCUCUCCUUGCUAACAAGGGCAGGAAGUACAGCUUCAAUCUAGCUCAUUGGCCUUACCCCAACCCCAAUCUAGAAACAGUCCCCAGAGCCCCCAUGCCACCCCUCCUGGGUUGGUCCUUCAUCCAGUCCUAAGUGCCUGUGAGGGCUUCCAGGGGGUGCCCAGGGAGGACACCUUUCCCUCACUCAGAUAUCUAGCCCCUGGCAGCUCCUAACCCUGGCAGAGGCUACACAUUCUGUGUAUCACCAGGAGUCUGGGAGGUGAACAGAGUCAGUCUCUAGAGAUAAAACUUCUUGUUAUGGCCCCCAGAGAGGAAAUCCCUGGUCCGUAUCCCCUUUCGUGCUACAUUAGAGGGAGCAGAAAUUCAAUAAAAAGCAGAAAACAGUGAGCACGCUCCCAGGCUAGCCAGACAUGCAGGUGCACCCCCCCCCACACACACACACAUUGACCCCAAACAGGACUGCUUAAGGCCACCAAGCAAUAAAUGGGCUGGCUGUCCUGCUCCUGGGGUCAGGUGUUGGUGGUGAAGCUGGGGACCCUUGCUCUGUCUGGCCCACCAGUCCCUGUGCUGGCCCUGCCAUCAGUUUCCUCCAGUGUGUGUUUCUCACUGCUCUAUGCUGCCACCUUCCCUAUCAGAACCUGCUCUGUUGGGGUCUUGCUCCCCUCCCUUGGAGGACUGUGGGAAGGAGGGGAAAGGACUCUUGCUGGAGAAGCCCACACAGACUUUCAUCUUCCACAACCACACUUUUGGGGUAAGCAGGGUGAUUUUGUUAUGUUGAUUCUUCUGCAGAGAUGAUGAAGUUCUUUAUCCACCCCCUCCCCACCCACUAAAAGCCAUAGCUCUGCCCACCUGGCCUCCCUCAAAGCUCUAUAGCAAUAGCCUUCUUUCCCUCUUCCCUCCUAGGUACCCAGGGUCUCCAACUGGGGGAGGCCCCACCACACUCCAGCCCCAGGGAUCCUGCGGUGUCUGCCCUGCCUCUCCCCAAGGGACCCCAUUAGUGACUCCAUCAGUGUCAUCCAAAUCCUAUCCCUCUUCCAGUAACCAGAGAUAAUGAGACUUGUUUGUGGGGUGCUUGGAAUUGCCCCACAUGAAAGGUUCUGAGUGCUGGGGUGGCUGGGAAAGAAAGUGAGGGAACCGUUCCCCAGCAUGGGGUGUGAUGGGGAGACCAAGGCAGAUACAAGGUUCCAAUUUUAGUUGAAAUUCCCUUCCUCCCACCUCCUGGAAGUAAUGGAUUAGACUCAUACCUGCCUGCAGGCAGAACCUCAGCCUCAAGGCCUGGAAGAAGUCUUGCCCUCAGCUUCUGCCCCAAGCAUUCCAAAGCCAGGUGUGGAGGAGCCCCCGGCCCAAGACAGCCUCCCAGCCCUGUCCCUGGAAGGUCCAGGUGACUGAGAAGGGAAAGUGUUUCUUCUCUACUUUUCUCUGCUGUACACAUUCCCACUGUGGAAGGGAGAGUGUUGACAGGGUAUGCAGAGUCCUUCAAUGGGGUUCCUGCCACACCCCAAAUGCGGACAGAACCAGGAGGGAGAGCUGUGGAUGGGGUCCCCUGCACAUUCUGGAAGCCAGCUAGGGACCAGUGGGCAAUGCGCUGGGAAGCUCCAGCCCCUGUGCCUGUAUCCCUUCCACUGUGACCUGCACUUUGGGGGACCAGUCCAUGGCCAAAAUGAGGUAGCCAUUCCUGCACACAAGCAGCAAGAUAGAGUCCUCCUUGGUGGUGAGGAAGGAGGCCAGAGGAUGAGGAGCAACAGCUUCUCACUUUAGGAGCCCAGGGACCCCUGAGCACCCUCUCACUGAUGUGCCGGCCUCGGAUGGGGUAGCAUGCAGGGCAGAGGGAUCCUGCUCCAAAUUCUCUGUUGGCUGCGCUUUUUAAUCCAAUGCUUUUCAGAGUGGAUUCACUCACCCACACAAAUAGAGCCCUGUGCUUUAGGGGUGACUGUCAUAUGCCUUAUUCUUAAUAAAAUAUUUGAGAAACA
Molecule: messenger RNA, 4399 nt
Organism: Heterocephalus glaber (naked mole-rat)
Lineage: Eukaryota; Metazoa; Chordata; Mammalia; Rodentia; Bathyergidae
Gene: Ccdc92b
Product: coiled-coil domain containing 92B
Source: RefSeq, a predicted model, not a curated record